Molecule: messenger RNA, 1440 nt
Organism: Condylura cristata (star-nosed mole)
Lineage: Eukaryota; Metazoa; Chordata; Mammalia; Eulipotyphla; Talpidae
Gene: B4GALNT2
Product: beta-1,4-N-acetyl-galactosaminyl transferase 2
Exons: 10
Coding region: 1-1440 (479 amino acids)
Biological process (GO): UDP-N-acetylgalactosamine metabolic process; UDP-N-acetylglucosamine metabolic process
Source: RefSeq, a predicted model, not a curated record
AUGUUGGGAAGCGAGUACCUUCACGGGGAGUCCAGUGGUCUCAAGCCACAGCAACCACUUUCUGUGCCAACUGUCCAGAUACCGAAGCUUCUGCCUGAAGGCCGUCUCAGGGACCUCUUCACCUACGACGGGGUCUGGCUCUUCCCGAAAAAUCAGUGUGACUGUGGAAUUGCCAGAUGGCAGAGCUGUCACUUUCAGGCAGCCUACAGCCACAGCGACCUCCCUGCGGUGAGGGCCCGGCGGCAGGCCGAGUUUGACCACUUUCAGAGGAGAGAAGGGCUGCCCCGCCCAGCGCCCCUGCUGGCUCAGCCCAACCUCCCCUUUGGGUACCCGGUGCACGGGGUGGAGGUGAUGCCCUUGCACACCAUUCCAGUCCCAGGUCUCCAGUAUGAAGGACCAGACGCCUCUGUCUAUGAAGUCACCCUGACAGCUUCUCUGGGGACACUGAACACGCUCGCUAACAUCCCAGACCGUGUGGUGAAAGGCAAAGGCCAGAAGCGGAUGACCGUUUCAACCAAUAACCGGGAACUUUUGAAUUUCAUCCUCCAGCACGUGACCUACACCAGCACACUGUACCAGCACCACCGGGUGGAUGUGGUGAGUCUGGAGUCCAACUCCUCAGUGGCCAAGUUUCCAGUGACCAUCCGCUACCCCAUCAUACCCAAGUUAUAUGACCCUGGACCAGAGAGGAAGCUCAGGAACCUGGUGACCAUCGCCACCAAAACUUUCCUCCGUCCCCAAAAGUUCAUGACCAUGCUCCAGAGUGUUCGCAAGUAUUACCCAGAUUUGACCGUGAUUGUGGCUGACGACAGCAAGGAACCCCUGAAAAUCGAUGACAAAUACGUGGAGUAUUACUUCAUGCCCUUUGGGAAGGGCUGGUUUGCUGGUAGGAACCUGGCCAUCUCUCAGGUCACCACCAAAUAUGUUCUCUGGGUGGACGAUGACUUUCUCUUCAACGACAAGACCAAGGUGGAGGUGCUGGUAGACGUGCUGGAGAGAACCGAAUUAGACGUGGUAGGCGGCAGUGUGCGUGGAAACACAUUCCAGUUUAAACUGUUGCUGGAGCAGGGCAAGGAUGGGGACUGUGUUCACCGGAGGAGAGGCUUUUUCCAGCGCCUGGAGGGCUUCCCCAACUGCGUGGUGACCAGUGGUGUCUUCAACUUCUUCCUGGCCCACACAGAGAGGCUCCAGAGAGUUGGCUUCGACCCCCGCCUGCAGCGAGUGGCUCACUCAGAGUUCUUUAUUGAUGGGCUCGGAAGCUUGUUCGUGGGGUCAUGUCCAGAAGUAACUGUAGGCCACCAACCUUAUUCUUCAGUGGUGGAUCCGGAGCUGACCACCCUGGAGAAGACUUACAAGACAUACCGGGCCAACUCCAAGUCCCAGGUCCAAUUCAAGAUGGCCCUCCACUACUUCAAGAACCAUUUCCACUGUUCCACUUAA